Messenger RNA from Racocetra persica, 592 nucleotides. The record is from the annotation of a GenBank genome assembly. NCBI's taxonomy places the organism in Eukaryota, Fungi, Glomeromycota, Glomeromycetes, Diversisporales, Gigasporaceae.
AAAUAGGAGGUGUGGAUGUGCCCGCUCUUGGUUUCGCUAUUGGAAUUGAACGCUUGGUGGACUACUUGGAGGAGAAAAAAAUACUGAAAACUGAACAAACGGAUUAUCCAAUAAUCGCAGGAGUUGAUGAAGCCGGGCGCGGGGCUCUGGCAGGGCCAAUAAUAGUUGCUGCUGUUAUCCUACCGACCGGUUUUCAAAAUCCCUUAAUUCAAGAUUCAAAAAUACUUAAUCCCAGCCAAAGAAAAAGAGCCUAUCGUCUCGUCAAAAAAGAGGCCCUGGAAUAUAAUAUUAUUGCUAAAAGUGCCCGAGAGGUAGAAAUUAAAAAUCCUCUUGCGGCCACCAAAGAAGCCAUGGCCGAGACUCUGGCUAACCUAAAAAAUAAACCUGAUUUAUGCCUAGUGGACGGCCAAGAGAAAAUUGUGAUGGAAGGAUUUAAAAUUGUCAGUGUGGUGGGUGGCGAUCGACGAUCCAUUAAUAUCGCCGCCGCUUCAAUUGUUGCCAAACACGGAAUCUGUGAUUUACACCGCCAAACCUACGAACCGAUAAAAAGUCUAUUAAAACCGGACUGCGAUAAAAAAAAGUUGCGAGAAAA